Messenger RNA from Podarcis lilfordi (Lilford's wall lizard), 4977 nucleotides. The record is from the annotation of a GenBank genome assembly. NCBI's taxonomy places the organism in Eukaryota, Metazoa, Chordata, Lepidosauria, Squamata, Lacertidae.
AUGCUGCUCACUUGGACUUGCCCGCUGGCUCUGAUGUUCCUGGCAGGGCAUGGGGAGGCCCAGAGCUGCAAGCCAGAACUGCAAGGCAUUGGUAAGACCUGUGGGAAGGGAGGGGGGAAAGGGUGGCCAGUCUGUGAGCAAAGCCAAGUGGUUUUUCCAAGUGCACUCUUCUCCCCCCCUUUUUUUUUUUGUAUAUAAAUUUUUUAUUAGUUUUUUAACAUAUCAUUUUCAACAGUAAUUAAACAUACUUUUACAUUUUAUUCAAUUGACUUCCAUCAAUCCUGUCUGAAAAUUUUCCAAUCUAAUCUCUUAGUAUUAUCUUCCCCAUUACAUUUCAAACUCAUAACCAAUACAGUGGUGCCCCGCAAGACGAAUGCCUCGCAAGACGGAAAACUCGCUAGACGAAAGGGUUUUCCGUUUUUUGAGCUGCUUCGCAAGACGAUUUUCCCUAUGGGCUUGCUUCGCAAAACGAAAACGUCUUGCAAGUUUGUUUCCUUUUUCUUAACACCGUUAAUACAGUUGCGACUUGACUUCGAGGAGCAACUCAUAGAACACAGUGUACAUAGUAGCCUUUUUUGAGGUUUUUAAAGACUUUGGUGAUUUUUGAAGCUUUUCCAAAACUUCUUUUGCAGCCAUUUGGUAAGUUAAGCUUUUAAAACUUUUUUGGGGGGGUUUGGAUUUUGGGUUGGGGUGUUUGGAAUUCAAGGACUUGGUGUUGGGGAGGGGUUUGCAAGAAUCUGGAAGCUUGUGUUUUUUUUCUGCAUUUUCAUGAUUUUCUGUGACCAUUGGGCCACUCUGCUGUUUUUUUUAAAAAAAAUCUGGAUUUGAAUUUCUGUGUGCUGGGUGGCUGGGGGAACAGUUGGGGAGGGGUUUGCAAGAGUCUGGAAGCUUGUGGUUUUUUUUCUGCAUUUUUAUGAUUUUCUGUGACCAUUGGGCAACUCUGCUGUUUUUUAAAAAAAAUUCUGGGUUUGAAUUUUGAAAUGCUCUUUACAGUAUGUGUGACUUUAAAGAGCACUUAAUAAACUCUUGUUGUACCAAAUUUGGCUUUGUUUGGACUUUUUUUGACCAUAGGAACGCAUUAAUUGAUUUUCAAUGCAUUCCUAUGGGAUUUCGUGCUUCGCAAGACGAAAAAUUCGCUAGAUGGAAAAAUUCGCGGAACGAAUUAAUUUCGUCUUGCGAGGCACCACUGUAUCUCUAUCUUUUCUUACUUUGUAACACUUCGUAUAGUCCUCCUUACAAAACUUCUUGUAGUCCUACUAGCGUAAUUUGUUGGUUACAAUUACUCUUCAAAUAAUUCAUAUACUUCUUCCAAUCUUCUGUAAAUCUCCGGUCCCGCAGGUUUUGAAUCCUUCCCGUCAUUUUGUCCAUUUCUGCAUAGUCCAUUAAUUUCGUCUGCCAUUCUUCUUUCAUCAGAAUUUCUUCUUGUUUCCAUUUCUGAGCUAACAAUACCCUUGCUGCAGUUGUAGCAUAUAGAAACAAUUUAACAUCUUGCCUAUUAAUGUCCUGACCAAUAAUACCAAGUAAAAAUACUUCUGGUUUUUUUAAAAAAUGUAUAUUUCAGUAUCUUUUUCAUCUCAUUAAAUAUCAUUUCCCAGAAGUUCUUUACUUUUUUACAUUGCCACCACAUAUGAUAAAAUGUUCCUUCUUUUUCUGGUUUUUCCAAGUGCACUCUUAUUCCUCCCCAAACCAGUGGCCCAAAAGUUUUGUGACAGUGAAAACAAGGGCGCCAUCUUACUCAGUGGAUGGGGGCAUGUCAUUUUCCCACGAUCCAUUGCAAAGCCUGACGGGUGAACCAAACCCUGGACACAUGCAGUUUCUGGACCAAUUGAAAGGGAAGCCCCACAUGAAUCACAGUGGCCAAGCUGUCCCUGUCCAAGAAAGGGCACAGUUGGCGUAUCAGCCUAAGGGGAUAAUGAGUGCUUAGAAUCAUAUAACUGUAGAGUUGGAGGGGCAGGAAUCUCAGCUAAAGCAUCCAUGGCAGAUGACCAUCCAACCUCUGCUUAAAAACCUCCAAGGAAGGAGAGUCCACAACCUCUCGAGGGAGACCAUAUCACUGAUUCUCCUCUCACCACAGAGGUAAUCUGAGGCUCCAGUGAAAAAGAUGGAUCUAGGAGCUCCAAAAGAACUCCACAUCUCAUUCUUCACAACCCCAUUCAGAGCUGGUAAAAGUCCCCAACUUCUGGACCUGGGAACUGCUCACCAGGAAAGAGAUUAUUGAUUAGUUAUUGAUUAGUUAGGUGGGUGUUGUGUUUUGUUUUUGAAAACCACUUGGAGGUUUUAUUACAGUCAAAUGCAAUUUUGUAAAAAACAAAACCAAACAGAAUGAGAUUCAUUCUCAAUUUAUUGCUGCUGCUGUUAACCUACUGAUAAUAUGAAAGAAACAUAGAAGCAUCUGGGUAGCCACUGGGUGAACAUGGGCCCCUCUGGCCAAAUCCAGCGGCUGCAGGACUCUUCUUAAGCUGAUAUUUCUCUUCCCAUCGUCUUUCCAUGCUGUGACUCCAGUCCGCAACUUGGCCAGUGGCCGGCCAGCCUGCCAGUCCUCCAUCAUGUCACAUCCACUUGUUCCAUCAGCAAGCAAAGCCGUAGAUGGGAAUUGUGACGGGGACUUCGCUCACGCCUCCUGCACCCUCACCAAGUUUGAGAAAGAGCCAUGGUGGCAUGUAGACUUGGGGGAGCAGUAUGCCAUCACCGCCGUGCUGCUAAAAGUCUGUCUGCACUGCUGGUGCGAGAGACUCCAGGGAGCCGAGAUCCAUGUGGGAAAUUCCAUUGCUGACCAUGGCAAGUCGAACCCCCUGUAAGUUCCCGUUGCCUCUCCCCUCCCCACUCGUCCUUCAGCAAAGGCAUCCCAGGAGAUGCUCUCAAGAUGCCUGCAGAUUCAUUAACUUGUAGCUCCUUUGUUCUAUUCCCAAUCAGGGUGGGGGGAGCAGGGGGAAGUGGAUCCUGCCCAUAUUUCAAGACCUGCUUCUGUGUGGCAUGGCAAGUGCUAAUUCCUACUCCUGGGUGGAACGGCCUCUCUGACUUCCCCACUUGGAUGCUUCACUGGUGUCUCAAGUUCAUAAGUCCAAGACUGAACUUCUCAUCUUUCAUCCCUCUUCUUUCCCUCUCCCUCUUCCCUGACACUCCUGCCUUCUUCAUCAAGCAUGAAGCCAUGACUUUCUCUUUGACUGUUCUCCAUCCUUUCUCCUGCACCACAUUUUUAGUUUGUUGCGAGAUGAUGUCUCUUCUCUUAUAAACUCAUGACAAAAGAUUUUCCACAAUCUGUUGACUUCCUACUUUGAGUCCUGCAACUUCCUCCUCUCUGGUCUCCCCCAAUGGUGGGCUUCCCACUUUCCUCUUGGCCCUGUAGAUGUUGUUGAACUACAACUCCCAUCAUCCCUGAGUAUUGAUCAUGUUGGCUGAUGGGACUGAUGUCCAACAAUAUCAAGAGGACUGCAGGUUAGCUACCUUAACAUACAGAAGUUGGGUCUGUGGGCUUGUCAUCAAGCAGCGCUUGCCUUAACAUCUGGGGUAAACCAUGCAUGGGUCAUAUGACAUCAAGCAUCAAAUUUAAGAAUUAUGUUCAGAUCAGGGUUAAUUAAGAGAAGCACUAAGCACAACAGCACCAAGAUCAGAGAUAGGCUUAUAUCCAGUCUGAGCACUGUGGUUUUUAGCACUAAGAUUGGAGACUAGCCUCUGCCUGCUCUUUGACAGUCAGCUUUCAAGAACCAAGUAGCUUUUCCUCUUAUGCCCAAUCUUAGCGCUGUGGGACCACAGCUCUAAGAUUGGAGAUAAGACUUCACCCAGCCCUUAAGAGGCAGCAAGCAGAGGCUUAUCUCUGAUCUUAGCAUGGAAGCCUCACAGCACUAACAUCAGAGAGAAGCAGAUGUCUACUCCUACAGAUCAUUUUGGGACAACCACAUCCAUAUAUCAAUCACGUCAUGUCAGAUGACACUGGGUGCAAAAGUCUGUUGUCUCCAAUAGUGCUAUAUUUCAGUUGUGGUGGCCUGUGGCUUAAAAUAAUAGCAGUUCAUUCACUCAUCUCCAGUCUAACUGUCCCAGUACUAAGAUCAAAGAUUAGCUCACAUCCAGUCUCAGUGAUACGGUGCUUCGUGCUAUUACUGGUGCCCAGGGAGGCUGUUUUGCUGGCUGACUUUAAAAGGCAGGUGCUUAACAGAUCAGAGAGAUGUCCCUACCUGCUCUUUGGUAUGAACAUGACAUGUCUCCAUUCUGAGAGCUGUGGCCUCACUAAGAUCUGUGCUAGUUCUCCGCCUGCUCUUAAAAGGCGGCAGACAGAAGCUUUUAGCUGACAUUUGCGCUGCAAAUUGAGGUAUGGAAGUCCCGUCCCCCCACAAGAAAUAGUGAGUUCCACCAACAUGGAUGGUUUCAAAUGAGGAUUGGACCAGUUCGUGGAGAAUACUCUCCGUGAGUUCUGUCCCUACUUGCCUGGUCCAGUCUAGAUAGUAUGAGUCCCUGACACCUGUGCUAUUGGGUUCCUUGGAGCAUUGUCACAUACAGUGGACGCUCGGGUUGCGAAUGUGAUCCGUGCGGGCUGCACAUUCGCAACCCGCAGCAUUCGCAACCCGCGUCUGCGCGUCUACACACACACAGGUUGCGAUUUGGUGCUUCUGCGCAUGCACAAAGCGCAAUUUAGCACUUCUGCGCAUGCGCAGCCGCCGAAACCCGGAGGCAACCCGUUCUGGUACUUCCGGGUUUCAGCGGUCCGCAACCCAAAAAAACACAACCUGAAGUGUCUGUGACCCGAGGUAUGACUGUAUGUGUGCAGACAGAGUUAUUUUGAAUGGCUUCCACCCCAGCUGACUUCCUUUUUCUCUCUGCAGCUGUGGAAACAUUACAGACCCCACACGUGGUUCCAUCAGUACCAUCUUCUGCCAACAGCUCAAGGGCCGCUACGUAAGCGUGAAUCUCCCUGGACGCAAAGCUGCCCUGACCCUGUGUGAGCUGGAGGUCUAUGGGACAAAGUCGGGUGCUAAGUGUUAG